GUGUGAGAGUGAGCUGAAGGCUAGUGGCUGCCAGUUGGCUCUGGAGGAGGACGAGGGCUUCAGUGACUGGACCCAGAGGUUGGAGAAACGCAGACAGCGCCACCUGGAGGAACAGGAGUCCUCGGAGGACCAUCAGCCCCAGCAGCAGCAGAAUCAGCCCCAGCAGCAUCACCCCCAGCAGCAUCACCCCCAGCAGCAUCACCCCCAGCAGCAGCUUCAACCCCAGCAGCAUCACCCCCAGCAGCAGCAGAAUCAGCCCCAGCAGCAUCAACCCAAGCAGCAGCAGCAGCCCCAGCUGCUCAGGCUAAACAGAGCCUCCCCAAUCAGGCCCUGCUUGAAGACACGUCCUGGACCUGGGCCCGAGGAGAGGGAGGAGAAGGAUGUAGAGUGGGAACGAAGAGCCAGCAACAAGACACAAGACACUUCAAGAAGAGUAACAGAUGACAAGGUCGUGGAGAAGAAGAAAUCUGAGCUGAAGAUCUCCUACACCUCUAAAGUCAUGAGACACGUCAACAGUAACGGGGAAGCAGCUGGAGCGGAAGUGACCUCAUACCUCGUUGCAGGGAAACUGUCUCCAAGUCGUAGUGGCAGCUUGGGAGGGCAGAGACCGGAGGAGGUGGAUGGAGAGGUUCCCGGGGGGCAGCUGGAGACAGAGAAGACACCAGGCCAGGGACAGAGCACCCUGGAACAGCUGAGACAGAGACAGCAGGAGGACCAGGAGGAGAUGGAGGAGUUGAACCGCAGGAGAGAGGAGAAACGCAGAGCCAGGGAGGAGGAGGAGCACCAGAGAGAGAAAGAGGAGCAGCACAGACAGGAGCAGGAGGAGGAGGAGAGGAAGAGGGUGAAAGACGGGAUAGAGAGUAGGAGGAUGGCGGCUUCAGAGAGAAGGAUGAAGAACCUCAGUAUUUCCAGCAUUGAGGGAGACGAGUCCUUCAGUCCCUUCAGUCCCAUGAGCCCCACCUUCAAGAAUGACACCGAGGAGAGGAUGAUGUCUGAGAACACCGGCACGAUCAACGAGAGGACUGAGUCUCUGAACCGCUCUCUGCAGAAAAGCAACAGCAUCAAGAAGACCCAGCCUCCCAUCCCCAUCUCCAAGAUCGACAACAGGCUGGAACAGUACACUCAUGCCAUAGAGACGUCCUCUAUGGAAGCCAAAGCAGCCAGGCAGCAGGCUCUGGCGGACCUGCCCAGCCCCACUGAGCCUGUGGCCUCCAAGAAGAAUCUGUUUGAGGCCGGGGAAGCUUGGAGCCAGCCGCCCAGGGAAACACCUUCCAAGGAUACAGAGGGUCUGAAUGUAGGCGUGGCCGACCUCAUCCACCAAUGGGUGAAAGGGAACCCAGACGGAAGCUGCAAAAGCCUCUCCAAGCCAGCAGAGGUGAAGGCCGGUGAUGUUCUGAGCAAGAAGAACCUCUGGGAGAAUCUAGGAGACUCUUCCCCGUCUGGGAGAGCAGGGAAGGGAGCUUCCUCUGGUAAAAAGUACAAAUUUGUGAUGAUGGCUCACGGCAAGUAUGAGAAGGUUGCCGUCGGUGAUGAUGAUUACAACGAGCACACAAACGGGAAAUCAA
Messenger RNA from Oncorhynchus masou masou (cherry salmon), 1565 nucleotides. RefSeq names its product non-muscle caldesmon-like. The annotation marks the transcript as partial. Gene Ontology annotation, biological process: muscle contraction. NCBI's taxonomy places the organism in Eukaryota, Metazoa, Chordata, Actinopteri, Salmoniformes, Salmonidae. The record is from RefSeq and is a predicted model, not a curated record. The transcript is spliced from 11 exons. Gene Ontology annotation, molecular function: calmodulin binding; myosin binding; actin binding.